This is a messenger RNA of Fusarium tjaetaba, 1422 nucleotides long. RefSeq names its product 6-hydroxy-D-nicotine oxidase. Bases 1 to 1422 code for a protein of 473 amino acids. Gene Ontology annotation, molecular function: FAD binding. The record is from RefSeq and is a predicted model, not a curated record. Lineage: Eukaryota; Fungi; Ascomycota; Sordariomycetes; Hypocreales; Nectriaceae. The transcript has 4 exons.
AUGACACAAAUUGAUGCUCUUGCCCAGGCAAAGUCUCAACUGCCUCCUUCAUUUCCCAUCAUAUGGCGAGGCGAUGUGAGUUGGGAAAGGGCCAGGGUAGGCCGCGUCUUCAACCACCGCCGCCCAUCCAGUCAGCCUCUUGCCGUCGUCGAGGCCACUAGGGAGGAUCACAUCGUGGAGGCUGUCAGGCUUGCACGCAACCUGGGCGCUCGUGUCUCAGUGCGGUCUGGUGGUCAUAGCUGGGCAGCAUGGAGUGUGCGUGAGGGUGCCAUUCUUAUUGACCUGGGCAAGUACCACGAAUUCCUUCUAGACGACAGUACCGGAGUGUUACAAGCUUCGCCCAGCAUGACUGGGAGGAUGGUCAACAAGCUCCUGGGCUUGCGUGGCCGUAUGUUCCCCGGUGGCCAUUGCCCAGAGGUUGCUCUUGGUGGCUUUCUUCUGCAAGGAGGUAUGGGAUGGAAUUGCAAGAAUUGGGGCUUCGCCUGCGAAAGGCUGGUGGCUCUCGACGUGGUGACGGCCGAUGGGGAGAAGCGACACUGUGAUAAAACAACCAACGCAGAACUAUACUGGGCGGCACGAGGAUCAGGUCCAGGAUUCCCAGCUAUUGUUACAAGAUUCUACCUCCAAACAAUUCCUUCAUUCAGUCACAUGCGGACAUCGGUCUACAUAUACGAGAAGAAAGACUAUGAAGCGGCCUUCUCCUGGGUUAUAGAUCUUGCUCCUACUUUCGACGAAGGCACUGAGAUUGUUGCAAUUGGAAGACAUAUACCAGGCCGACAAGGAGAGCAUAUACUGAUCUCACUUGUCACGUUUAAAAAUAGUGACGAAGAGGCUCGGUCCGCACUGCAGCCAGCUCAAGACUCAGCACCACCGGGACACGUUGUUUCGUGGUUUUGCGAGCCAACCUCCAUGGCAGAGCAGUACGAUGAUCAGCACUCUGCCAACCCUGAGGGUCACCGAUAUGCAGUCGACAACUCUUAUAUCCGAAAUGACGCCGACGUUGUUUCUGUCCUAAAGGAGUCCUUCACAUCACUCCCAACAGAGAAGUCUUUUACCCUUUGGUACGCCAUGGCCCCCGGCUCACGACGCAGUGCCGAGGAUGGCACGCUCGAAGAUAUGGCGCUCUCGAUGCAGACAGAUCAUUACUUUGCUGCCUAUGUCGUUUGGGAAGACCAGGCAGACGACCCCAAAUGUCAAUCCUGGCUUACCCAUAUCUUUGAUAAGAUCAACCGGGACUCGGAAGGAUCUUAUCUUGGAGAUGCUGAUUUUCAGAAGCGCUCCACCGCGUUCUGGGGACGGGAUCAAGGUAAGAGACUCAUGAACAUCCGGAGGAAGUGGGACCCUCAGGGUGUCGUAGCUGGCUAUCUCAACAAGGGAGACCAAAAUGGGGUUGAAGGUUUGGAAAAUGUACACAAGUUGUAA